Molecule: messenger RNA, 1302 nt
Organism: Aspergillus sclerotioniger CBS 115572
Lineage: Eukaryota; Fungi; Ascomycota; Eurotiomycetes; Eurotiales; Aspergillaceae
Gene: cwc26
Product: putative cell cycle control protein (Cwf26)
Exons: 1
Coding region: 472-1023 (183 amino acids)
Biological process (GO): mRNA splicing, via spliceosome
Cellular component (GO): U2-type spliceosomal complex; RES complex
Molecular function (GO): RNA binding
Source: RefSeq, a predicted model, not a curated record
CAACCAACCGACCGACCGACCGACCCUUCACAACUUUCUUACCUACCUACACCCACACCCACAAAUACACACAGACAUGUCCUCUCUAGCAGACUACCUCGCGAAAAAAUACCUCACCGCAGACCCCGCCACCGAAAGACCCAAAAAGAAACGCAAGAAGAAUACCAAAUCCGACAGCACACCAACCGGACUCAUCAUCGCGGACGACGACCCGCCCGAUCUACGUUCCCACGGAACCACACUCCACGAUGACGAAGACGCACCCUCGAUUGUGACAGGCGCAGGGGCCAGAAGUGGCGAGUUCCGGCGCAAGAAAACAUCCGGGUGGAAGACUAUUGCGGGGACGGAACAGGAUGAGGCGGAUAAGAUUCUUGCGGAUGCGGUUGCGGAGAGGGAGGUUGGGAGGGGGGGUUAGGGGAGGAGAGGGAUGAGGAUGCGCCGGUUGUGGAGGAAGAGGAGGAAGGGGUGAGGAUGGAGUCUGGGGCGUUGGCCGGGUUGCAGACGGCGGCGCAGACGGCGGCGAUGGUGGCGGCGCAGGAGAGGAAGAAGAAGUUGGAGGCGGCCAAGUAUAGGGACUCGGCGCUGGGGGAAAAAUCCCAAGAGACGAUUUAUCGUGAUGCGAGUGGAAGGAUUAUUAAUGUGGCGUUGAAGAGGGCGGAGGCGAGACGGGCGGAGGAGGAGAAGAAGCUGAAAGAGGAGGAGGCGAAGGAGGCGUUGAUGGGUGAUGUGCAGAGACGGGAGAGAGAGGAGAGGAGACAGCAGUUGCAGGAGGUGAAGGCGAUGCCGUUGGCGAGGACGGCAGAUGAUGAUGAUCUGAAUGAUGAGUUGAAGGGGAAAAUGAGGUGGAAUGAUCCGGCCGCGCAGUUCUUGACCAGUGUGAGGGAUGGGGGUACGAGUCGGACGGGGAAGCCUUUGUAUAAGGGAGGGUUUGCGCCAAAUCGCUAUGGCAUUAGACCCGGCAUCGGUGGGAUGGAGUUGAUCGGGGAAUGGUUUCGAGAAGGAGUGGUUUGCGGCGAGGAAUAGAAAGGGUCGGUUGGAGGCGUUGGAUUAUCAAUGGCAGAUGGAUGAGUGAGGGUCUUUUCUUUAUAUAUGGGUUGAUGUAUGUGAUCUGGUGCUGGACGCUGGAUGGACCAAAAUAAUAUCAUUGAGUGGACUGUUUGAGUACAGUGUAAGGUGUUGCAUGUAUUGCUUAUUUGUAUCUCCUAAUUUCUACUAUAGCAACUCUGCACUGAAGCCGUUGUUGAAUGUAUCAGGGCAAGCAUCACAUACAACCUGCUUGUUAGGUUUCUCAGACAAUCAGCA